Rubroshorea leprosula is the source of this 1299-nucleotide messenger RNA. Lineage: Eukaryota; Viridiplantae; Streptophyta; Magnoliopsida; Malvales; Dipterocarpaceae. The record is from the annotation of a GenBank genome assembly.
GAGUCUUCGGGUUACAAUCCAGGGCGGAGGUACAUCGAUUUCGCAAUUCCGUGACACUGUUUCAGAACCGCUGCCUUCCCUUCUCUGAGCUAUGUUUCUUGUUCGUCGGCCAGCCACAACUUCAUCCUUUUGAUCAGCGAGAGGCCCCCCAGCUCCAUUCUUCACCGGCCAGUGUAGUUCCUCCGUUGGAGAUUUGUAUUAUCGAAUCUGGGUUAAGCUCAGGGUUUAUUUCUUUAUAAGGGAAAACUGAAAGUGGGUCGUAAAUGGAAUGUGUGGUUCAGGGAAUUAUAGAGACUCAGCAUGUCGAGGCCCUUGAGAUUCUUCUUCAGGGUCUUUGUGGGGUUCAUAAAGAACGGUUGAGGGUCCAUGAAAUUUGCCUUAAAAGUGGCCCGAACCUUGGAUUUGUUUCUUCAGAGGUUAGAUUGCUGUGUGAUCUUGAGCAGCCCGAACCAACAUGGACUGUUAAAUAUGUUGGGGGUGCAAUGAGGGGUGCUGGUGCAGAGCAGAUCUCUGUCUUGGUUCGGAGCAUGGUGGAAAGCAAAGCAAGCAAGAAUGUGCUUCGACUAUUUUAUGCACUUGGUUACAAGUUGGACCAUGAGCUGCUGAGAGUGGGAUUCACUUUCCACUUCCAAAGAGGUGCACAGAUAACUAUCACCGUCUCAUGUGUUAAUAAGAUGUUAAAGUUACAUGCAAUUGAAGAGGCUCUUCCAGUAACACCUGGUAUUCAGAUGGUUGAAGUGACGGCCCCUGCAACAUCAGAAAAUUAUACCGAGGUCGCUGCUGCUGUUUCUUCUUUCUGUGAAUAUCUUGCACCGCUCCUGCAUUUAUCAAAACCAGGUGUCUCAACUGGGGUUGUUCCUACAGCUGCUGCCGCUGCUGCAUCUCUCAUGUCUGAUGGUGGGGGCACAACCUUGUAGCCGAAACUGAACAUUAAAAGUAGUAUCCUGUGUUAGAAAUAAGAUAUAUUGAUGCUAGGAGUAGCACCUUUAGUGGCUGAGUCUGAAACCCAGAACCCUAGCUGGUAAGCAUCACUCAUUAUGGGGUGUGUGAUGAGUUGUGAAUGAAGAUUGAGCUUUGGUUCUUUUGGAAGAGAAAAACAACAAACAUGAGCUGAUGAUUCCAUUUUAGCACUAGCAAUAUACUCUAUACCAGUUUUCCUGGAAUGGUUUAUGAAUUAUGAGAUAUUUGCUAUAUCUUUUUCUAUUUUUUGAUAGGAUGGGAUGACUUAGUUGCUAUAUUCUACAUGAAUGAAUGUGCAAUUAAUCGGUUUGAAUGGCAAAAGAAAAUCACGCUUUAUUU